AUUUUUUCUUCCGUUUCAGUAGAGCAUUGACACAGACAGACAUUCACGAUCCUCCUCUUUUCAAUGGCUUUCUAGAAUUGCAAAAUCCAUUUGACAACCUUACUCAUAUCGAUACAAGCUAACUUCGCCACGAUCUAUAGGAGAACUAUGAACGAAGUUUAUUUCUGUCUGAAACAGUAUGGACAGCUUUGUCAACAAUGCCAUAUUAUAGCAAGAAAAUAGAUUAAUAUUUAAUAAUCGUCCCCUAUAUAAAAGCAACAUCAAAUACAGUAUUCAAAUGGAUCAAGUCAUUCGUCAGUCAAGAAUUCAACAACAUUCAUAAUGAAGUUGUUUUGUUUUCUUUUUAACGUGCUGUUCAUUCAAGUCACUGUAGGUCAAGGUCCUCGCCGAGUUUAUCACUCUGCUCACACGAUUCUAUCUUGUUCUGUAUGCAAAGAUGUAUUACAGGCGCUAGAAGGUUCUUUGGUAGGAUUGGAAAAAGAACCAAAUAAUUUAAACGUAAAAGAAACAGUCUCGAAAAUAUGCGAGAAAAUAUCAAAUGAAUUUUCUACUGAGUGUAAUCACAUAAUACGAAGGUUUGGAAGAAGAAUAACAAAACAUGUACAGAAAAGAAACAUUGCAACUAAACAUAUUUGCAAGGUGAUAAAGAUUUGUUGA
Hydractinia symbiolongicarpus is the source of this 657-nucleotide messenger RNA. RefSeq lists its product as uncharacterized. The transcript has 4 exons. The record is from RefSeq and is a predicted model, not a curated record. Bases 322 to 657 code for a protein of 111 amino acids. Lineage: Eukaryota; Metazoa; Cnidaria; Hydrozoa; Anthoathecata; Hydractiniidae.